ACCUGCCUGCGGGUUUGCCACUUGAGCGCGACCACGACCACAAAAUCGAGUUGGAGCCCGGCGCGCAACCGAUUGUUCGGACUCAAUGGCGGUUGACUCAGCCCGAGCUAGAUGAACUUCGAUGCCAGCUGGACUACCUGUUUGAGAAAGGUUUCGUUCGCCCUAGCACUUCCCCAUUUGCAGCUCCGAUCCUGUACACCCUGAAGAAAGAUGGCGGUCUACGAAUGUGUAUUGACUACCGCGCCUUGAAUCGGGUUACCAUCAAGUCCCGCUACCCUAUCCCGCGUGCCGACGAACUCAUCGACCAACUUUGUGGAGCCAAGUUCUUUUCGAAAAUUGACCUGCGAGGCAGUUACCAUCAGAUCCGCGUGAACGAAGCUGACUAUUACAAGACGGCGUUUCGGACCCGGUACGAAAGUUAUGAGUACACGGUUAUGCCAUUUGGCUUGACAAACGCGCCUUCAACGUUCCAGUUAGCCAUGAACGAUGUUUUUGGCCGCUGCUGUAUAAAUGCGUUAUUGUGUACCUCGACGACAUCAAAGGCAAGUUUUAUGAGUGGGGGGGAGAGCAGUAGGCUGCGUUCGAACAGUUUCAAACUUUUCCUGACUACACCUCUGGUUCUUCGAAUUGCAGAUCCUCACCGUCCGUUCGAGCUCAUCACCGACGCUAGCGACCUGGCUGUUGGCGCAUUACUGUUACAAGACUUCGACGAAGGCCUUCGACCCAUCGCCUACGAGUCACGAAAGCUGAACUCGGCCGAGCGAAAUUAUCUUUACGAAGAAUACCACGACUCGAAGAAUACCACGACGUCCUGUACGCAGGACACUUCCGGUAGCAACAAGACGCUUACCGGUAUCGCCAAACACUACUACUGGCCCCAUAUGGCCGAUGACGUACAGAAAUUCGUCACCUCGUGCACCACAUGUCAGCGGAUGAAGAGCAGCAAGCAGAAAAAAGCGGGUCUGCUACAGCCUCUUCCUGUCCCAAAACAGCCAUGGCAAGAGGUAAGCCUAGACUUCAUCACCGAGCUACCAACUACCACAAGCGGUCAUGACGCGAUCCUCGUCGUGAUUGACAAGUUCUCCAAAAUGGGACACUUCAUCCCGACACACACCACAGCACGCACCGAGGAGACAGCACAACUCUUUGUUCGCUACAUCAUCUCACAACAUGGCAUUCCAACCACACUCAUCUGCCGACCGAGACCCUAAGUUCACCACUUGUUCACUCGCUCUCGGGUCAAAUUAGACCCACACUUUCGCUUCGUUUCAAAGCCAAAAUCAUCAGGCUCAUACCAGGCAGUAGAACCGAACGGCUGCUUCAGAUGUCAGUUAACGGCCUUCAUAGCAUAUAGGAAGCAGGUCUGCGAAUACACCUAGAUCUAGCUCCGAAACGGUAGUUCAGAGCAGUCGAAAUUCUCCUUCGCAUUGCAAGCAAGCUGCCGCUGCCCCCGCUGCCCCCGAUUCCCCCGCUACCCCCGCUGCCUGCAGUGAUUACGUUCUGAACAACCCCCGCGAUACCUGUGGGCGGAAACCAUCGGAUUGCUGUUCUUCACCGCGAGUUAACGUUCAAGCGAAGGAAAAGGAGACGCAGGAUGGAGCCUUCAGGGCUGCCAGUGUUCCAGGCUCCUAAACGAUUGGCGAUUGCGAGCGACGCCAUCGUGGCUGUCGCAUUCGUCGCACUCGCGACUGCCGGCGUCGCCAACGCUGGCCGACCGCAGCCUCGAAUUCUUCUCUCCAGCACCGGCACUGCGACGAUCGUCAUCUCCGUGAUCAUCGGCGUGCUCCUCGUUGCGCUCGUCGCGCUCGGAGUCAAGAUGCUGCUCGACAGAUCCAAAGCUUCCAAGAAGUCAGCCCAGUCCGAAGGCAAGAC
Closterium sp. NIES-67 is the source of this 1872-nucleotide messenger RNA. The record is from the annotation of a GenBank genome assembly. NCBI's taxonomy places the organism in Eukaryota, Viridiplantae, Streptophyta, Zygnematophyceae, Desmidiales, Closteriaceae.